This is a messenger RNA of Entelurus aequoreus (snake pipefish), 1401 nucleotides long. RefSeq names its product AT rich interactive domain 3C (BRIGHT-like) (gene arid3c). Lineage: Eukaryota; Metazoa; Chordata; Actinopteri; Syngnathiformes; Syngnathidae. Gene Ontology annotation, biological process: regulation of transcription by RNA polymerase II. Gene Ontology annotation, cellular component: nucleus. Gene Ontology annotation, molecular function: DNA binding. The coding region runs from base 1 to 1401 and encodes 466 amino acids. The transcript is spliced from 8 exons. The record is from RefSeq and is a predicted model, not a curated record.
AUGAAGCUGGAGGCGGUCAUGGAGAACCUGCAGCGGGCGCAGGCGGCCCGGCUGGCCGAGGACGAGAGGCUGCGGCGGGCCGCGAAGGAGCGAGACAUCCGCUCCUCGGUGGACGCGAAGGAGCGAGGUGUCCAAGAGCGGGCUGGGACUUUGGCGCGGGUUCCCACGUGGUUCCGGGCAGGGGUCAGCUCGCAGCCUCCGGACUCGCUGAACGGAACCUGCCGGGCCGAGCGGGACCGAAGCCAGAACGCCGACAUGGAAGAUGAAGAAGAUGAAGAUGGAGAAGAAGAAGAAGAUUUCUUCAAGCAGUCUUUGAUGAAAGAAGCGGGAAGAAGCGCUUCGGUGAUGACGGGCAGAAUCCCGCCAAACUCCGUCUUUUCCCGCCAAACGGAAUCUCCAUGUGGACCUCAGAACCAUGAGUGGACCUUUGAGGAGCAGUUCAAACAAUUGUAUGAACUUGAUGAGGAUGAAAAGCGCAAAGAAUUCCUCGAUGACCUUUUUAGUUUCAUGCAGAAACGAGGGACUCCAGUGAAUCGUAUUCCCAUCAUGGCCAAGCAGGUGCUGGACCUCUACGCGCUCUACCAGCUGGUGACGGACAAAGGAGGCUUGGUGGAAGUCAUCAACAAGAAAAUAUGGCGGGAGAUCACUAAAGGCCUCCACCUUCCCACCUCCAUCACCAGCGCCGCCUUCACGCUUCGAACACAGUACAUGAAGUACCUUUAUCCGUAUGAAUGCGACAAGCGAGGACUGAGCUCGCCAGGUGAGCUCCAGGCCGCCAUCGACAGCAAUCGGCGGGAAGGUCGACGUCAGAGUUACGGGGCGGCCAUCUUGAACUUCCCUCCUGUGGACACGCCCACUCUUCUGUCUUCCAACGUGCAACUUUCUCGUCUGCCAAACAACAACAUGCCGCACAUCAUGAAGAAAGGCGACUCGGCGGCCAGCAGGACGCUCCAGGCCGAGUCCCCCGCUGACCACGGAGCUUCGUGUGGCGCUCUGCUGCACCUCAGGGAGCCUCCUGAGAAGAAGAUGAUGACGGAGGAGCAGAGGACCCUCGUCAUGCAGCACGCGCUGCAACACAACCUGCUGGCCGUGGCUACACAAGUGCCUCUCAGCAUCCAAGUCGACAACAGAGAUGAUGGACAAGAGCGCGCAUUGAACCUGUCUACCAGCGGCAUUAGCAGCAUCAACAUGUCAAUAGAAAUAAAUGGACUUGUCUACACAGGUGUGCUUUUUGCUGGCCAGUCAUCCAUAGCAGGAAUGACAGGACACGGUGGUAAAACACACAGCGACUGUCCCACUCAGGCAAAGAGCAGUCCCGUGCACUUCCAUCCAUCGUGUUCUUCCUCGUCUUCAUCUUCGUCCUCUGUCCAUGAACACAGAAUCUCUGUGUCCUCACCCUGA